UUUUGCACACCAAGGGAAUCAGAAGAUGUGGGGAUUGGAUGAAAAUGUGACCUUGAAGUGCAAGAAGAAUGCAUCAUCUAGGAGUGCUUUUGUAGCUCAGUUGCCAGAAUGUGGAAGCACAAUGCAAGUUAAUCAACAAAAGGGGGAAGAAUCUCCAAAGCUGAUUGAGCAACAGAGUCCUGCUGAAUAUCAGCGUAAAGAGGACUUUCAGCCACUAACCGACAGGACCAUAUUUAUUCAAGAAUCAUCACAGCAGAAUCACACAAAGAAUCCAGUUUUCAAAAGAAAAGCUUCUGUAAACUCAAGUGAUUUGGUAAAUACAGCCAAUGCCACCACUCCAUUCAAAGUGUCAACUGGAAAGAAGGCAGAGAGCAUGCCCGUUUACCAGCUUCAAACUGGAUCGAAAGAAAAUCCUCAACCUCGUUUUGCUAAAGGAGGAAAAGUUUAUCAUGAUUGGAGAGGACUCAUAUCACCAGAAACUUCGGGACCUGUUGUAGAGUUUCAAGCAUAUUUGAGAAAGAAAGUCUGGAGAAACAAAAGACAGAAGCAGCUGGCUCCACAAAGCAAUGCACAAAAAGCUCUCAGCAUCUUUUUACAGAAAAGUGAUACCACAAGCCAGAAGUUUCAGGAUAAAAAGAUUGUUGGUGUAUCUGGAACAAAUGCACGGAGACAUCCUGCACUGGAAAAUAGACUGAAUGAGAGGCAGAAGCAAUUGUUUACUGAGAGGAUCAGGACCAUUUAUAGCCGACCAAAAGAUACUGAAAUGAAGGCACGGCAUAAAGUUCUGCUCAAAAAGAGACUCCAGCAUGAAACUGAGAGAAAAACAAAAACUGCAUUGCAUCAACAAAUCCUAAAAAAUUUCAAUAUCAUGCGCACUCGAAGACUGGAAAAUUCCAGACCACAUGAUGAACUUCUAGAUGCUUCUUACCCCAAAAGGAAAGGCCCAAGUCCUUAUCGACAAAAAUUGGCAGCUACCUAUAUUCAGAAGUUUGUCCGAGGGUGGCUACUGCGUAUCACCUAUAAUAGGAUUAAAAUUAAGGCUUUGAGCCAAGGAAAGUCCCUUUCAGCUGUUGUAAGACAAUAUCGGCAGAUGAUGACCCGUCUACGGAGGCGGUUUCAUGCCCCCUGGGAGCCAAUACCUUUGGUGUACUCAGAUUUUGAAGACUGGCUUAAUAGAAAAAAAAAAUAUGAAGACAUGUUUGCAAAGAGAGAGUUUUGGAAGGAAAUUAAUAAGAAUGAGUUACCAACUUUCUUCCAAGAUUGUGACCACUAUCCUUCCCUACGUGAAAUUAAUCAAACCUGGGCUUUGAUCAAUGCAGGAUCCUAUAACAGUCAGUCAGAUACAUUAACAAAGAAACAAGUAGUAGAUUUGGCUUUUACAAUAUAUCCACCUCCGAGUGCUGGCUUGGGUGAUCGUUCAACUUACCGGUCCACAUGGGUGAGACCCGUAGUGAAUGGAGAAGAGGGUUUCAAAUAUAUAUUGGCUGAUCAUCCGAUUUUGAAGGAAGCCAAAAUAGAAGUCGUUGGGGAUCUGGUCACCCAUUCGAUGUUUCAGAGAAACCAGAUUCAGAAAUUUUCCAAGAACUGAAUGGCUGAUCACUUAACAAAGCUAUAAGGCUGAUGUCCCAGUGAAGUGACUUCUGAAAGAUAACUGCUUCAUUCCAUGAAGAUCUGGAGGCAAAGAAAAUGUCUUUGAGCAAAAAGUAACUUAUCUGCAUAGUAGUUUGCGCAGCCUCAAGGAUGUAGACUAGGAACAGUUAAGAAAAGGUAUUCAGAUAGUCUGGACCUGUUACAGUUCUAAUUGAAACAUAAAAUGGCAGUGUAGAAAUAUUGACAUCAAAACCUCCACUUCAAUUGUUAAAAGCUGGUAUGUAACCAAAACCUUUUAACUGAGUUUUUCAGGACACAU
Molecule: messenger RNA, 1909 nt
Organism: Hypanus sabinus (Atlantic stingray)
Lineage: Eukaryota; Metazoa; Chordata; Chondrichthyes; Myliobatiformes; Dasyatidae
Exons: 13
Coding region: 26-1588 (520 amino acids)
Molecular function (GO): protein binding
Source: RefSeq, a predicted model, not a curated record